AUGAUAUUUGUGCCAGUAAAGCAGACGUUGUGGAUUCUCUGUGUGUUUCUGAGUGCUAUCGCUGCAGAGGACAGUCCUUGUCCAGAGGGAGGUCAGAUCCAUGUCUCCAGUAAAAGAUGCUUCUUUCUCUCUGAGAGUCCGUCUUCAUGGCCCGACGCUCAGACCUCCUGCAGAGAGACUCGAGGAGGAGAUGUUGCCUCCGCUGAGAGCCUGGAGCUGCAGGACUUCAUCCAGCACUCCUUUCCAGUGAAAACCACAGUGUGGGUUUGGGUCAAAGGAUCGGGGGGAGAUGGGUCGGACCAGACGGAUGUUAUCGAGCCAGUGAUUCCUGUAGAGAGUCCAGGAGGGUGUACUCAGAUGGCUUUGGGGACAAAAGGACAGAGGAGGAAGUCUCAAUGUGCCGGACGAUACCUCUUCCUGUGUGAAAAGGAAGUAACAGAGUCUUUCCCGUCUGUGGACAGUUAUCUGACCGGGUCGGUUCUCAUGAGCGGUGACUACACUCAGAUCCAGAUUCAACCCUUACCCAAUGCACCGGACAUCGGACAGAUCACAGUGGAGAUGCAGCUGUUCCCAGGUCUGUGGUUCAGUCAUGCAGGUCAGCUGGUUUCAGUCGAGCUGGUGGUCCAACCCAGUCCUGACUCCUCUCUGUCUCGUGUCCAGAUCCUCCGACCGUACUGCAACCCCAACCACCAUCUGGUUCCUCCAGGUUGCAGCGCUCUCUUUAAUCCGUUCAGCUGCUGCUCAGCCGUCCCGCUGUGUAACACGACGGGGGGCUGCAGCACAGGUCAGUACUGGUGCCACCUGCUGGAGGUCUGCGUGCCCACCACCAGUCCCUGCAGCCCCUACGACUCUGAAACAGGGGCCCGAGGCUUCGUUUUACCUCCCAGAUACACCGCAAUACCACCUUUCUACCACCUGGUGGCCGACCUGCCUCUGAGGGUUAACCCGAGCUCUGAACUGACAACUAUAAGUCUGAUUCUUCCAGAUCGAGCGAUCAUGGUGUACCCCGAUGAUAUUGUGGCUGUUCAACACACUCGUGACUCUGGGACUUUCUUACACUGCGUGAACAGUGACGCCUCUCUAAAGUCCCCCUGGCGCCAAAGCUACAUGUCCCUGAGGAGGAGGGAGGAGUGGGGGGGCUGGAGGGAGGGAGGCCUCACUUCCCUUCCCCACGGAGGCCAGUGGGUGGACGGGGUGGUGUGUGAUUUAAGGAUGAUGUACGUGGACAAUCUUCACAGAGGAACCGAGCACGAAGAUAACCCUGGCUUCACUGAAAGAGAGACAACCACAGCCUUAAAUAAUCAGGCCUUCACAACUGGUCCUACUCCGAAUCUUGGAUCUAAAUUUAGGCUUGACGUCAUCCACCCUGUGCCAGAUGCAAAUAACCAGAUUCACGUCCAAAUAAACGUCCCGACACUCAUUGUGGUCAAGGUCCUGUUUGGCGAGAAAGCAAGUAGCACAUGGUCGGCACCAGUUCUCCAGACGGGGGUUCCCUUCCUAUCAUCUUGCCCCAAAGAGGUGGCUCAAUCCUGGGAUGGAUGUAAGAGACAGUCCCAUGAUGCCUGGUUCUCCUCUGUGACCAUGAUAUCGCCCACAGUUGGGUUUGAAACGCUGAACAUCAGUGUGAUGGACGCAGAAAGCUCUCAGAGUGUGAGUGUGAGUGUUUGCAGCUAUGAGGAAGUCACAGGGCUCAGUGUUGAGCCGCAUGGAUGCCGGAGGAUGAUCGUAGACACACCACAGUCAUUUACAGCCAAAGUGGAGAGUGGUUCUUCAAUCAAAUUCACAUGGGUGAUUGACUACUUGGAGAACUUUGCCCAUGAAGGACAAUCUUACAGCGUUGAGUUCGAGAAACCUGCCGAGUAUAAGCUCAGGAGCCAACAAACCCUCCUGACUGCUGAUGAAAUUACCCCACUGUCUGAUCCACAGUUCCUGUUGGUCAGGGAGGUCAUAGCUGUGGAUGCUACACACCUCUACACUCUCAGGGUCAAAGUGGACAUUUCCCUGCCAGUCACCUUCAGAUGGGAUUUUGGUGAUGGCAGUAGCGAGAAGAUCCACACACAGUCUGCUCCAUGCCAGACCAUGGAGGGGCUCAUGGAGAGAGGAGAUAAACAAGUGUACGUCCAUGACUCUGUGAACUAUACCUAUCCCAUCCCAGAUGACUACACACUUCACGUCCAAGUCUCCAACCAAUAUGACCACACUGACGCCUCCAAGAAGAUAAGGGUCCGCCCUCAAUUAAAUCACCUCCUUAUUUCCUCCAACGUUCCUGUACCUCUCGUCAAUCAGACUCUUAUUCUUGAAGCAGUGGAGCCCUCAACCUACGCUGUCGUCUACACAUGGGACUUUGGCGAUAGCUCUGAAUCUCUCCAAAGCAUCCACCAUAAAGUCAACCACAGUUUUAUUUCUGCAGGGGUUUACAACGUCACAGUGUGUGCCAACAACACCCUGACAGUCCUGACCUCCUGGAUAAUGGUGGAAGUUCUGGAGAAAAUCUCUGGAUUAACAGUCAGCUACAAUGGACCCAGUGAACUAAACGUAGCUACAGAUUUCCGAGCUACAGUGACGACUGGUAGUAAUCUAACGUGGGAUUUUGACUUUGGCGAUGGAUCCUUUCAGGGCAACCUUUCAGAUGGCUCCAUCUCCCAUGUCUAUGUAUUACCAGGAAACUAUACGGUAGAUGUAACUGUCUCGAAUACUGUCAGCAAAGCUCAUCAGUCCAUCAGUGUGGAGGUCUAUAAGUUGGCUGUUAGUGGAGUUCUCCCUACAACAUGUGUCAUGAGUGGAAACGAAAUACAGUUUACUGCUUUGGUGAAUGGGAACAUAUCCAAUCUGACUUUCCAUUGGCUGUUUCAAGAUGGUUCAUCUCUGAUUGUAGUAACGGGGCAAUCUACAGCCAUGCACACCUUCCUAAACCCUGGGAUUUGUCAUAUUAGUCUGACUGUGUUGAGUUCUGUUACAUCAGUAUCAUAUAAGACGAGUAUCAGUAUCGAAUCGCGAAUAACCAACGUAUCAGUGCAGCCAUCAAAGGAAGUAGUGGCAGUAGGGGAAGAGGUAUGCUUCAAGGUGUUAGUUUUACCUGUACAGAUGAGAGGUUACCAAUUUAAGUGGUUCAACAGCUCCUCUAGCCUCAUUGCUGUGACAGAAAAUGCUCAAAAGUGUUUUAUCUUUAGGGAUGAAGGUGUGGAAGUGGUUUUAGUAACAGCAAGUAACAGUGUUAGCAACAAAACAGCCAGAGCUAGUAUCACCGUUCAACACCCUGUAAGUGACCUGUCUGUGGGGCAUGAUAGUGAAAGUAUCACACUGACAGUCAACACAUUAGCAUUAUUUUGGCUUGCUUCUUGCACUGGUAGCAAUGUGUCCGUGCUGUGGGACUUUGGAGAUGGAUCUCCUGUUGAACAGAACAAAAACGUGUCACAUGUCUUUACCACAACAGGUCAGUUUACAGUCACCACCACAGCAUUUAACGCCGUUAGCCGUGACUCUGUGACCCUUCAAGUCAAUGUUGUAAAUGCUAUUUCAGACCUUUCUCUUCACACCAACCAGCCUAUUGCUGCAGUUGGAGAAGAAACACUCAUCUCAGCUAUUAGCAGUGCAAUCAGUAGCACUAUUUUCUACUGGACUGUAGACGGUAUAUCCUCAAACAUACAGGGGACCUAUCAGUUUAGAUUUGCUUUCCUGAAACCAGGAGUGUAUCAAGUACGAGUUAUAGCACAGAACUUGGUGAGUAGAGAGGAAGCAGCUAUUGUAGUUGAGGUCUUUGAAAGAAUAGAGGGUCUUCAGAUUGAAUGUCAGAACCUGAUAAAUGUUAAAUACGUACCAACCCAAGAGGAACUAGUGUUUAUUGCCUUGAUCACCAAGGGAUCCAAUGUCUCUUAUCAAUGGCUCGCUACACAAAGCGGAAUAAACCAUACAUUUACUGGUGAUGAAGAGCUUUUUCAGAUGUUAGCAGAAACUCCUGGAGGGAUUUCAGUUCAGUUAAGAGCUUCUAACAAGUUGGGUGAGGCCACCAAGUUUGUUUCUUUGUUGGCAGUACAGCGUGUUACAGGUGCGCACAUUACAACACAAUCAAAUGUCGUGGCAUUAGGGAAAGUAGUGAAUAUCUCUGUAUCGCUGGUUACCGGUUCAGAUUUGGAGUACCUUUGGUAUAUGAUUUCUGGUGUUUCACCUUUGCAAACACAUGCAUCCUUCCUUCUCCACACUUUUACAACUGUUGGCCAUUGUCUUGUUAGAGUUUUGGUUCAAAAUGUCCUCAGCCAAUGCAAUGUCACCAAAGAGUUUAAUAUACAGGAGGGAAUCCAAGAAGGGGACUUUAAGAUUGAAGGAAAGACGCAUCCGUUUUAUGCCCCCACAAGUUCUGCUGUUCAACUCCAUGGGAUUAUUCGGAAGGGAAGUGAUCUGCACUGGAACUGGGAAGUAAAAGGUGCUAAUCUUUAUAAUGCUUUCGAUCAGACCUUCAUCUACACGUUUCCAUAUGAAGGCAUCUAUCAGGUGUCUUUGAAUGUCUCCAAUGGGAUCAACUGGGAGAUGGUUUCACACAGUGUCACAGUCCAGGAUGCAAUCGAGGGUCUAACGUUGAACAUUUCCGAGCCUUCUUUCUGCACGGAGGAACAAGUUACUAUUAUUCCAACAAUCUCCAAAGGAAGCAAUGUCAGCUUUGCUAUAACCUUUAAAAACAAAGACUGGAUUCGUAGUCAGAGCGUUCUUGAAGGGCGGUUCACCACAUCGAGCCUUCCUGCAGGGAAACAUUUAGUAACCGUGAAAGGUUGGAACCAUGUCAGCAGUUCUGAGGUGUCUUCAAGCAUUCUGGUCACUGAGCAUAUUCAAGGUCUGAGACUUGUGAACUGUUGUUCUGAUGCUUUCGAGGCUCUGAAAGGAACCAGGUUCAGGGCAGAAGUUCAAAGUGGACUUCCUGUAAACUACACCUGGGUAUUUAAUUCAUUGGGGUCUGAGCCUACCAUGUUCACAGGACAGGAAGUGAUCUUUACUCCUGCAGAAAGUGGUGUACUGUCUGUUAGCGUGCUUGCUACCAAUGGAGUCUGCUCAAAGAAGAUAAAUGAUACUGCCACCGUUCAGUGGCGUGUUAAGAAGGUGACGCUUGUCUGUCAUUCAGAAAGAUUAUUUGUUGGACAUGCUGUCAAAUUUUCUGCACAGAUGAAUGGACGGAGCAAUCCAAGAUACCUCUGGGACUUUGGAGACUCCAAUGAGACGUUGGCAACAGACUUAAGCACAGUCAAUCAUACUUAUUAUAUCCGUGGGAAAUACAUGGUUGUGGUCAAAGUGUUCAACAGUGUCAGCCAUGUAUCUAGACAGCUACACAUACAAGUGGAGGAGCUCCUUUGUUCAAGCCCUCAAGUUUCUCUUAUCCAGAGCCAUUUGACUAUCUUCAGGUCUAGAAUGAGCUUUUUUGAAGCUGUCGUGGACAUUAACUGCUCUGCUUACAAAGCUGCGUACCUAUGGGAGAUACUUAAUGAGUCAGAUUGUAACAAAUUCACUGGGAACAAAGUCGUUCUUGGAAGCCAGGUAGAUGCAUCGUCACCCUUUCUCUUACUCCCAAAGCAUACUCUGGAUUUGGGACAGUAUUUCUUGGUGUUCACCGUUUCCCUCCAAGGAACGCCUUUACUUGUCCAACGAAAUAUCAGCGUUACAGUAGUCCACUCAGCAUUGGUCGCUGUUAUCAAGGGAGGAUCACACAGACUGUGGCCAAGCCUCAGUGAUCUCGUCCUGGACGGAUCUGAGUCUGAAGACCCUGAUGAAGAGCCAGGAGUGGAUGAUACACUGCAGUACCACUGGACCUUCAUGACUGUGGUGACUAUGAGUGAAGCUCCUGUGUUUCCUGUGAUUGUGGAUUGCGUGUCCUGCUCUCUACUGUCCUCCCCUCACCAAAUAAGCUAUACCACCCCCACUGUACUGUCAGGACAAUGUGGACAGUGUGACGAUCGAGCUCAGUACAAAUGGAGUGCUGAGGACCAGACUGGCGUGACCCUUGACCUAAACGAGGUCUCCACAUCUACCGGCAGACACUCUCCUAACUUGGUGGUGCGUUCAGGUGUCCUACAACCAGGACAGAGUUACACCUUCACUCUCAAUGUGUCUCAGCCUGGCAGAGGGCGUUGGGGUAGCGCCAGCCUGACGAUACACCCUAACAAUCCCCCUCAUGGAGGCCUCUGUGAACUCAGUCCAGAGUCAGAUAUACGUCUGCUGGAGACGGUGGUCACCUACAACUGCUCAGGGUGGCAAGAUGAUGAAAGCAGGACCUCUCAGCUGAUUUACACCUUCCAAGUUGCACCAUGUCAUCCCAAUGGCCCGGUGUGCCCCUUACUCACUCUGUACAGGGGUACUCGUUCAAAAUAUGGCAGUCUGGUUCCAAUGGGAAGUCCUGGGCAAGAAAGAAGCACAUCAGUUAUCUCAGUUACUUUGCUGGUAGAAGACCAUCUUGGGGCAAAAGUCAUUGCUCUGAACAGAAUGCUGACGGUUCAAACUCCUCCAAAGGAUGCAGUAGCCGGUCAGUGGCUGAGAAACAAGAGCCAGACAGAGCUUUGGGCUUUGGUCCAACAAGGAAACCCUCAAGAGAUCAUCCCUUAUUCCAUCGCUCUCACCAGCCAGCUCAAUCAGAUGGAUGCUGGACAGAGUGCCGUGACGCUGUUGGACAGAAGGGAGAUUCGGGAAAAUGUCACCCGAGUCCUGGCGUCUCUCCCAGUGAACUCCAUGCUGAAUGUAGAUCAGAUCAGCUCAGCUCUGUCACUGUCUACUGCUGUUCCUAGUGAACUUGUGUGUGAAAAGUGCCAAGAGAAGGUUCUGGAAGCUGUUGGGAAGAUGAUCCAUGUCAUGGAGGAGCAGAUGAGUCCUGGUGUGUUGUCAGCGGUGGAAACAGGGAGGAACAUUCUCAACAUCAUAGGUAGCACCUUGGCGGCUGUAUCUAUCAGAGCUUCCAGUUCUCACCACGACACUCUUCAUUUAGCGUCCUCUAAUGUCCUCUUAGCGUUAAAUCAUGCAGGGGCCCUGAUGCGCUCCCUGAUGCACGCCCAAAUGAAUGACAAGGCGCCUCUUUUGCUCUCCAACGACUACAUCAACACAGUUUCCUUCCAUGGAGACCCCUCCGAACUCCUCUGCACUCAAAAGUCCAACCAACACCAGAUCGUCCCCUCUCAUCGAUGUCAGUUUCUCAUCCCCUCCUCUCUUACUGCUCACCUGCAGAAUCAGAAGACUGAGAUAGUUCAGGUUCUUUUCGACGCAGAUAUCGGAUCAAAUCCUUUCCUGACGGCAGCCGAUCCUCCGAUUUCCACCUCUCUGGUUGCAAUGGAGCUCACUACACCUCAAGGCCAACCAAUCACCAUACAGGAUCUGGACCCUGAUCAGGCCAUACGGGUCACCCUGCCAAAUAAACACCAUAUUGGGCAGGAUGAUGGGGGUGGAGCAGGGAAUGGGACUUGUCUUACGGAGAUGUUGCCUACUGAAGGGAUGUUAAACUUUACAGUCAAGGAGGUGGACGGACUGGAUGAAAACGCAGGGUUAUAUAUCUCCUUCAACUUCAGCCUGGACUCAGGAGCUACUCCAGUGAGUCUGGGACAUGUCCGGAUAGAAGUGAGCUCUGCAGUGCCGGGGACUAAUGCAUCCUGGGAUUCCCUGGUGAAGGAGUGGGCUCUAAAUCUGUCUGAUGCGACCCCUUUCAUGGAGGAAACCAUCUUCCUGUCUCCACUCGCAGUGUGUCAGUACUACAGCGUGCAGCAGAGGCGUUGGAGCAGUGAGGGUCUGCAGCCUCUGGAGGGCAGCACCCUGCAGAGCGCCCACUGCCUCACCCAGCACCUCACCAUGUUCGGGGCCAGCAUGUUCCUCCAUCCCGGGGCCGUGGUGCUGCUGCCGCCGCCGGGUGGUCCGGUGCGUAACCUGCUGGUCGGGAUGGUGUGUGCGGUUCUGGUUCUGAUCCACCUGCUGCUGGGGCUCAUCGCUCACAAACUGGACCACCUGGAGAGAACCAGGCUGAGCCGGGUUCCUCUGUGUGGCCGACCGGGCCUCCAUCAGUACCGAGUGCUGGUGAAGACCGGCCGCAGGAGAGGGGCAGGCACCACUGCACACGUUGGCAUCAGUCUGUACGGAGUGAGUAAGAGCGGCGCUCGCCACCUGCGGAGCGGCGGAGCGUUUCAGAGAGGAGGCCUCGACAUGUUUCACCUGGAGACAGACGAGAGCCUGGGGGAAGUCUGGAAGAUCCGCAUCUGGCACGAUAACACAGGUCUGGACCCGUCCUGGUUUGUGGAGCAAGUCGUGGUCUGGGACCCUCUGACUGACCACAUGUUCUUCUUCCUGCUGGAGGACUGGCUCUCUGUGGAGAACCAGAAGAACGGAUCCGUGGAGAAGGAGGUUCUGGCCUCAUGUCCAGAGGAGCUGUCUCAGUUUUGUCGGGUGUUUUCCUCCCAGCUGGUGUUUGGGAUGGUGGAGCAUCACCUGUGGCUGUCGCUAUGGGAACGCCCCCCCCACAGCAGGUUCUCUCGGGGUCAGAGGGUCACCUGUAGUGCCGUGGUGCUGCACUUGUACCUGGCUCUGGGGGCGCUGUGGUACGGAGCCGUGGGCACACAGGGACUCAGUGGCCCGGUGUCAGUGCGGCUGCUGGUGAACAUGGAGGCUGUUUCUGUUGGGAUGACGGUCGCUGCUCUGGUGUUUCCUCUCCAGUGGUUCCUCUGUUUCCUCUUCAGAAAGUCUCACAGUCAGGUAACCGUGGAUACGUCCGUCCCUCCCUCCCCCGUCUGUCACUCUGUGGAGAUGGACGUCUUCCUCGGCCAAUCAGAUCCCUCCGGCCCGUCCUUCCUGUCUCUGUCCGACUCCUCCUCCGGCCCGUCAUCUUUACUGGACAGCAAGGCGUUGGACUCCAGUAUUCUGGACUUCUGGGCUGCGUCCGGUUUGGCCCCGCAGAAAGAUAGAGCCCAUCAGGAGGGGGGGGGUGUAGAAACAUGGCCGUCAUGUGACAGCCUCCUCAACCUCCCAGCAUGCAUCACUGAGACCCCGAUCCUCUGCAAGGCUUCACUUUCAUCCCGUCAGCUGAGGAGGAAGAAGCAGAUCCGCCUCGCUAGCAACGUAGUGCAAGUUCACAGCCAGAAUCUGACCACGCUUCUGACGCUGUCUGAGGAGGAUCUUCUGAUGUCUAUCGCAGCAGCAUCAGAGGACUCAGCAGAUUUACAUCACAGCAACUCAGACAGCGGGCGAGACUCUCCUCGAACCAUCUCCUCUCUCUCCACCACCCGCAGUAGGUCCUGCAGCAGCUGGUCUGAGGUCAGUGAGUCUGUGUUUGGACUCUUCAGGUCUCCCUCUGUGAUCUCUGUGGACUCGGUGGCCAGCACCUUCCUCCCCAGUCCGUCUCCAGACUCCAGCAGGUCCCCCUCCAUCACUCGCAUAGGUGUAUCUCGAGGUGUCCCCGGCCUGCUGCUCCCCCCCUGGACUCUCACAGUGAUUUACCCCCUGCUGGGUUCACUUCUCAUCGCCUCUCUGUCUGUUAUUGGACUGUACGGCAGCUCCUUCUCCAGAGCGCUCGUCCUCAUGUGGCUGCUGUCGUCUCUCUCUGCGUUCCUCACCUCUGCUCUGCUGCUGGAGCCUCUCAAGGUGUGUGUGCAGGCUCUGAUCUGCACAUUAUUGUGGAGGCCUGUGGAUCCAGAGGUGGAGGAUCAUCUGGCUCUGCAGAGCUCGGUGGAUCUGAGGGGGUUUGGAGACGAUGGAGGGAGGGUCCGGCCCCCCUGUGGCUUCAGUCUGCUGCAGGCCAGAGAGGAGGCGCGCAAACUCAGAGCUCUGAGGGCCCUCAUGAGGCGCUGUGUGAGCCAGCUGUCCUUCCUGCUUCUGGUUCUGAUGCUGAACUAUCAGGCCGGGGUGGAGCAGAGAGAUGCUCGGCUGCUCAGAUCCUCCGUCAGACGGGAGCUUCACUCAGAGGGGGGGGGGCAGAACCUCACCUCACUCACAGGCUGGUCAGAUGCAGAGCAGUGGAUGAUCCAAACUGUGGUGCCUCACCUUCACCAAAACCCAACACUUCAGCUUGUUGGAUUACCCCGUCUGCAGCACACACUCACUCUCCGUCCUCACACACACACUAUCCAUCCUCACACACACACUCUCCAUCCUCUGGAAACUGUGUAUCUGGGAAACAGCAGCGUAACGACACAGCAGCUCUUCAAUGACUUACACAUUGCCGACUGGACCAACAAACAGUUUAAAACCCUUUCCCUCGACUUCACGCACUUCCACAGAGAGUCCGGUUUGUUUGUGUGUGUUUCCAUAAAACUGGAGUGGGUUCGCUCACAGAGACUCGCCUCCUUCCUCUCCAUCCUUCCUUUCCUCAUCCCUUCUCCUCACUCUGGACCCGACCUGCAGGCGGCACUCACGGUGCUUCUUCUGGUCUCCGCUCUCCUCGUGUUGUUCGGGGGGUUUUGGUCGAUGUUUACUGAGCGCUCACAGUACUUUCGACGGUUCAGAAACUGGUUCCAGCUCAUCCUGGCUUUGUUGUCUCUAACAACCUCAAUCCUACAGCUCUGCUUCCUGUCUCAGGCAUCUAACUGUGUUUCUGAGGAACUCAUAGACUCAUUUCCUCUCUGUGUUUCAGCUGCUGGGUUCCCUGAGGUUUGUGCGGAGGUGGGGGGUUCUGGUUCAGGUUCUGCAGGGGUCCUGGAGGGAGAUUUGGGCUCUGAUGGUCCUGAUGAUGCUGCUGCUGAUGAUCUGCACUCACCUCGGAAACACGUGGAGGGUUUCCUGUCUCUCCAUCAGUCGGGGGUCUCCGUGUUGUCCAUGCUGCGGGGCCGGGCCUCUCUGAGGACGCUCUGCAGGAUUCACCCGGUCCUAGGACCCCUCUAUGGGCUGCUGAUAGUCGGGGGAGGGGUCUGGAUCCUGGCCCGAAUCUGUGGAGCUGUUCUUAUCCUCGCAUACAGGGUGGAGAGAGCUCAGCUGUACCGCCCCACCUUCGAGCCUCAGGACUACGAGAUGGUGGAGUUCUUCAUCAAGAGACUCAGACUGUGGAUGGGACUCUCCAAAACUAAAGAGUUUCGUCACAGCGUGAAGUUUGAAGGUAUGGACGCUCCUCCUUCCCGAUCCUCGCAGGAAUCCCGUCUCUCUUCCCGCUCUCCUUCCCCUCUUCCCUCCUCCUCCCUCCUCCCUCCCUCCUCUUCCUCCUCCCCUCGUCCUCCAUCUUCUUCUCUUUCUCUGAGGUCUGAGGACUCGUUCGAUGUUCAGCCUCACUUGGACCGCCUGCUUCCCUGCGUCACAUCGCUGCUCUCUCGCUUCGAUCAGAUCAACCAGAUCACGGACGACGUUCACGACCUGGAGAUCAAACUGGAAGAAGCUCAGGUGAGAAGAAGGAAGAUCAGUGAGGAGGGGAAACGUGCAGACAAACCCAAGGAAGUGAAGGAAGCAGUGAGGGAAGUGAGACACAGGAAGAUCGGUCUCCUUCACCCCAAAGUCUCGCUUCCUUCCUCGUUCUUCGUCACUUCUUCCUCCUCCUGCAGACUUCCCCGUGCACGAAGCACCUUCUCAGAGUCCGAAUCAGCUCCAUAUCAUCCUCGUGAAUCCUGUAAAAACCACGAUGGACUCUGUGGUUUGAAUCCUGCAGCUUUUUCGGGGAAUGGACGGAUCCCAAGGAGAAGAGCUUGGCAUUCUGGGAGUUCUCAUUCGGCCGAUGCAGCGCAGAGGAUCCUUCAGACACAAGGGGGUGUUGCUCUAAGUGGAAAUGGAGGAAAAUACUUGGGAUUCACAGACAGACCGAGGAGUGAAGAAGGGGUGAGACGGAAAAUCAGUGAGGGAGUCCCGGUGAAAAGGAAGGCGUGGAUUGAACAGGAUUAACGCUGAGAUUAAGACGAUAAGAGACGAG
Messenger RNA from Trematomus bernacchii (emerald rockcod), 11833 nucleotides. It is a transcript of the gene pkd1b, whose product is annotated as polycystic kidney disease 1b. Gene Ontology annotation, molecular function: protein binding. The record is from RefSeq and is a predicted model, not a curated record. Gene Ontology annotation, biological process: kidney development. Lineage: Eukaryota; Metazoa; Chordata; Actinopteri; Perciformes; Nototheniidae. Gene Ontology annotation, cellular component: membrane.